CUCUCUCUCUCUCUCUCUUUCUCUCUCUCUCUCACUCACUCACUCUCUAUCACCGCCUUUCAGAUCUUUAAAAGCUGGUGCUUUGCUGUGUCUCUCUCGAUCUCCAUUUGUCUCCUCUGGCACUGCAGGGGACUCAACCGGCAAAGCACCAAGGAAAGCUACUGUAUAGAAACGGCAAGAAGACUGAGGAAAGGGGAGAGAAAGGGAAAGAGAGUAAGGGAGAAAUAUACAUCCAGAAAUAGCAUCAGCCACAUUUAAGUGACAGAGAGUGACAGAGUGGAGAACCUGUGACCUGGACAGAAAAUGCCUAUCCUUUCUAACUUAACAACCGUUGUUUUGUUGCUGAUUGCUCACUGCGGAUCAUGGACCGGGGCAAACCGCUUGGGCCCCUUCAAGAUCUGUCCCUCCUGCAGGGAUCCACUGGGGGCAGGUCGCCCCCCCAGGGACCAUAAUGUUGCUGGCAGCACGUCAGUGUUGGCCCAGGGAGAGCCCUGUGGUGUGUACACCUUGAGCUGUGCCAAGGGGCUCCGCUGUGUUCCCCCACCGAGGGAGCACAGCCCCCUUCAGGCUCUGUUGCAGGGAAGGGGCAUUUGCGCCAAGCACAGCAGGACUAGUCCCACUGAGACGCCCCACCCCACAGGUCCCCAUCCCUCACACGGUGGUGACAUUGAAAAAGCCCCCUGCCGCAAGCUGCUCAAUAGCGUCCUGAGGGGUCUCGAGCUGACGAUCUUCCAGUCGGACCGCGACAUCUACAUACCCAACUGUGACACUCGUGGCUUCUACAGGAAAAAGCAGUGCCGCUCCUCCAAGGGGAUGCAGCGCGGCAACUGCUGGUGCGUGGAUGAACUCGGCGCGGCCGUGCCCGCGCGCGCCGGCGAGGAUGGCACUUUACCAUGCGACGGAGAGUGAGGGAUGAGUCCGUCCUAUUGCUCUGAGC
Perca flavescens (yellow perch) is the source of this 937-nucleotide messenger RNA. RefSeq names its product insulin-like growth factor binding protein 6b (gene igfbp6b). Gene Ontology annotation, biological process: regulation of insulin-like growth factor receptor signaling pathway. The transcript is spliced from 4 exons. Gene Ontology annotation, molecular function: insulin-like growth factor II binding; fibronectin binding; insulin-like growth factor I binding. Gene Ontology annotation, cellular component: extracellular region. The record is from RefSeq and is a predicted model, not a curated record. The coding region runs from base 304 to 909 and encodes 201 amino acids. Lineage: Eukaryota; Metazoa; Chordata; Actinopteri; Perciformes; Percidae.